Molecule: messenger RNA, 402 nt
Organism: Pelobates cultripes (western spadefoot toad)
Lineage: Eukaryota; Metazoa; Chordata; Amphibia; Anura; Pelobatidae
Source: the annotation of a GenBank genome assembly
AUGCCGGGAAUGGUAGCGGCUACGGGAGAAUCUGUAGGCAGAGCUAUGUUGGAAAGAGCAGAAGAGGCACAGGACCGAUCGUACGAAAAAAGAGGUGCAGGAAGACCGGUGUGGAUCCAGCCAAAACGGCAUGUGCCAGUUGCCCUAAACUACCAUCCGACAUUGCCCCAUAGACGACAGCAGCGAAGACAACCAGGGGGUGAACAACGGAGAAGAGCGAUCUCGUGGCCCCCUCCAGCACCCGUGGAGGCGGACAGACACAGAGUGCAGCGAGAACGGCAGCGAAGCGAGGAAGCGCCCAGGACCUGGAAAGAAGGUAGGAGUAGCCGAAACUCCACAGCGCGAUUAGAACCAGAGCUAGCCAGAGAGCCCGGGCGGAAAAAUACCAACGCCUAUGCCUAG